This is a messenger RNA of Asterias rubens (European starfish), 1515 nucleotides long. RefSeq names its product piggyBac transposable element-derived protein 4-like. The transcript has a single exon. The coding region runs from base 1 to 1515 and encodes 504 amino acids. The record is from RefSeq and is a predicted model, not a curated record. Lineage: Eukaryota; Metazoa; Echinodermata; Asteroidea; Forcipulatida; Asteriidae.
AUGCCAUUUACUGGAUCCAAAGGACCAAAUGCAGACUACAGUGGCUUUUCUCCAGUGGAGAUUUUCUACUUAUAUUUCACUGCUGCUGUUUGGGAUCUCCUUGCAACUGAAACGAACAGGUAUGCAAACCAGUUCAUGGAGGCUAAACCAGGUACAUAUCAUUGGGCGAACAAUCCCACAAACAUAAAUGAGAUGAAGGCAUUUGUUGCAAUCCUUCUUGCCAUGGGAAUAAAGAGAAUGCCACAAUACCAUAUGUACUGGGCCACAUCCGAGAUGUUGAUAAACCGAUUUUUCCCGUCAAUUAUGCCCCGUAAUCGGUUUCAGGCCAUCUUGCGGUUCUUGCAUCUUGCUGAUAAUCUUGCCCCUCGUCGACCCCAGGCUCCUCGUAACAAACUUGUCAAACUUCAGCCGUUCCUCGAUAUCACGCUACCAGCAUUUUAUUCCGCCUACAAUCCUGGACAACAGCUUUCGCCGGAUGAAAGUAUGCUCAGUUUCAAGGGACGACUGAGUUUUGUACAGUACAUGCCAAAGAAACCGGUAAAAUGGGGCAUGAAAGCGUUUUCACUGAAUGAAUCGAAAACGGGAUACACAUGUGCAUGGCAACUUUACACCGGUCACCGGGACUACCCCGCCGUCGCUCCCCGUCUUCUUCAACCUGACCCAUCUCAAGACCAUCCAACGGACCUAUACGUGAGUGGGCAUGUCAUUCUGGACCUUAUCAAAGGUUUUGAGAACAAAGGUCACACCAUAUAUUGUGAUAACUAUUACACAAGCCCGGCAUUGUUUUUGAAAUUGACACAACUUGGAUUCGGGUGUUGUGGAACAGUAAAAUACGCAAGUAAGGGCCUGCCAGAAAUUGCAAAUCCAAAGAAAAACAAGCUGAAGAAAGGAGAUGCCCCUAUUUUCCACAGUAAGGCAGGACAACUUUGUAUUUCUUGGUUUGACAAGAAAUGUGUCAAUGUCCUCACCACUGUUGGUAAUUGUACCACCAUGAACAAGCGUGUACGGUGUCGUCAUGGUGAAAAUGGACACCGCGAAGUUAUCAAGCCGAACUCAAUUGAUGACUACAAUAAAUUUAUGGGAGGAACCGACCCAGCCGACCAGUUAUUCCAAUAUUACAAUCACGGUCACAGAAGCGUCAAGUGGUGGAAACGAGUUUUUUUCCAUCUUCUUGAGGUAUGCAUGGUGAACGCACACAUCGUCUACACAAGUAUUCCCGACAACAUCAAACUUACGUCACUGAAGUUUCGACAGGCAGUCAUCAGAGGACUUCUUGAAGGCUGGGAUCGUGACCAAACGCGUCGAGGAAGACGAUCGACAAGGGAAAACUUGCCCGCACGGCUCACAGACCGUGGUCAUUUCCCUGGCCGUGCUGCUGGCUACCCAGACUGUAUCGUGUGUAGCGACCGCUCGAAGAAGGGCGGGCGAAAACAAACAAAAAUAUGCUGCACUAAAUGCGAUCGUCCAAUGUGUGCAGUACCAUGCUUUGCACGCUACCACACUAACUUGCAUUGA